Molecule: messenger RNA, 1344 nt
Organism: Pterocles gutturalis (yellow-throated sandgrouse)
Lineage: Eukaryota; Metazoa; Chordata; Aves; Pterocliformes; Pteroclidae
Gene: PAOX
Product: polyamine oxidase (exo-N4-amino)
Molecular function (GO): polyamine oxidase activity
Source: RefSeq, a predicted model, not a curated record
GGGCUGGUGGAGAUUGGGGCACACUGGAUCCAUGGCCCCUCGCCCGGGAACCCCGUCUUCCGCCUGGCCACCUCCUACGGCCUGCUGGGCCCAGAGGCUGCCCGGGAGGAGAACCAGCAGGCAGAGGCUGGGGGGCCCCCCCCGCUGCCCUCUGUCACCCCCGGCAUGCUGAGACUCCAGGCCGUGACCGAAGCCCACGACCUCUUUGACACCCUCCUGGCCUCCACCCGUGCUUUUCGGGAGGCUGAGGAGCUGCCAGCGCCCAGCGUGGGACAGUACCUGCAGGCAGAGAUUGCCCGGAGGCUCCCCACUUUGGGGGGGGGCAAGGAGGAUGCCCGACGGCUCCCGCUGGCCAUCCUCACUGCCUGCUUCAAGCUGGAGUGUUGCAUCAGCGGGACCCACAGCAUGGACCUGGUGGCCCUGAAGCCCUUUGGGGAGUACGUCUCCUUGCCUGGCCUGGACUGCACCUUCCCGGGCGGCUACAGCAGCUUGCCUGAUCGCAUGUUCUCGGCUCUGCCGGAGGGCACUGUCCUGCUCAACAAGGCGGUGAGGACCAUCUGGUGGAGAGGGUCCUUCCGCGAGGAAGGGGAUGAGAGCAGGGAUUUCCCCGUCCGGGUGGAGUGCGAGGACGGAGAUGCCUUCCUUGCCGACCACGUCAUCAUCACCGUCCCGCUGGGUUUCCUCAAGGAACGCCACCAGGACUUCUUCCAGCCUCCUCUGCCAGAGCGGAAAGCAGAGGCCAUUCGCCGCCUGGGUUUCGGCACCAACAACAAGAUCUUCCUGGAGUUUGAGCGGCCUUUCUGGGAACCCCAGCAGCAGCUCCUCCAACUGGUGUGGGAGGAUGAGUCACCCCUCGAGAAGCCCAGCACUGAUCUGGAGGCCAACUGGUUCAAGAAGCUCAUCGGAUUUGUGGUCCUCCAACCCCCAGAGCAGCACGGGCACGUCCUCUGUGGCUUCAUUGCGGGGAAGGAGUCAGAGUACAUGGAGAAGCUGAGUGAUGCUGAGGUUCUUGGCACCAUGACACAAGUCCUCCGCAAGCUGACAGGGAAUCCAUGCCUGCCGGCUCCCAGGAGCGUGCUCAGGUCCCAGUGGCACAGCACUCCCUACACCCGGGGCUCCUACAGCUAUGUGGCCGUCGGCAGCUCGGGGGACGACAUCGACGUGCUGGCUCAGCCCCUGCCUGAGGACCCCGAGGACCCCAGGCCUCUGCAGCUCCUCUUCGCUGGCGAGGCCACCCACCGCACUUUCUACUCCACCACCCAUGGGGCCCUGCUGUCAGGCUGGCGAGAGGCCGAGCGCCUCAACCAGCUCUUCGAGGCACCCGGCCCCUCUCCUCGGCUCUGA